Messenger RNA from Talaromyces rugulosus, 1596 nucleotides. RefSeq lists its product as uncharacterized. Lineage: Eukaryota; Fungi; Ascomycota; Eurotiomycetes; Eurotiales; Trichocomaceae. Gene Ontology annotation, molecular function: ATP binding; single-stranded DNA helicase activity; enzyme activator activity. The record is from RefSeq and is a predicted model, not a curated record. The transcript has a single exon. Bases 1 to 1596 code for a protein of 531 amino acids. Gene Ontology annotation, biological process: DNA repair; DNA-templated DNA replication; regulation of DNA repair. Gene Ontology annotation, cellular component: nucleus.
AUGGUGUCGUGCCCCAUAUGCGCCAAAAGUGUCAGGGAACUCAACAUCAAUGCCCACAUUGAUUCUGACUGUCAGAAAUUCAUCGACGAGCCCGGAUCGAGCCAGGCGGAGUCCGCGUCUUCGCAGAAGAGCGCCCCAGUUGCCAGUUUCUUCCAGCCAUCCUCUGCGCGCAAAGCCAAUACAGCCCAGCCGCCAACCCCAUCGAGUCCAUCGUCGACUCAGAAAAAUGGCGCUAAAGGAACAUUGUCAACGCCGCUGCAAGAAGACCAGAAAAGGAAGCGUACAGAACCGCCGGCGAUCGAAACUGAGGCCGACCCGCUGCCGAAGCGCCCAAAAACAAAUGCUAUCCAAAAAGUGGCACCCUUGGCCGAGCGAAUGCGGCCCAAAAAUUUGGAUGAAGUUUGUGGACAAGAUCUAGUCGGCCCCAAUGGCGUUCUACGGUCAUUGAUCGAGCAAGACCGGGUGCCUAGCAUGAUUCUGUGGGGUGGUGCAGGCACGGGAAAGACAACGAUUGCCAGAGUGAUUGCUGCUAUGGUGGGUAGCCGCUUCGUGGAAAUCAAUAGCACCACCAGUGGUGUUGCCGAUUGCAAGAAAAUCUUUGCGGAAGCGCGAAGUGAACUUAACCUGACAGGGCGAAAGACUAUACUCUUCUGUGACGAGAUCCAUCGGUUUUCCAAAUCCCAGCAAGACGUGCUUCUUGGGCCCGUUGAGAGUGGCGUUGUGACCCUGAUUGCCGCCACGACAGAAAACCCCAGUUUCAAAGUUCAGAACGCGCUCUUGUCGAGAUGCCGAACUUUCACACUCGACAAACUUACCGACGAUGACAUCGCCUCUAUCCUGAAACGCGCUUUGGUCACCGAAGGCCCCAGCUAUUCCCCAUCCGAACUCGUUGACGACGAAUUGAUUGGAUAUCUGGCCACAUUCUCUGACGGCGACGCGAGAACGGCUCUCAAUCUGCUGGAAUUGGCGAUGGGCUUGUCCACUCGCGCUAGCAUGACCAAAGACAUAUUGAAAAAGUCUCUGACAAAGACGCUGGUUUACGACAGGGCUGGCGAUCAGCAUUACGACACCAUCUCUGCCUUUCACAAGUCAAUCCGUGGCAGCGACCCGGAUGCUGCUUUGUAUUAUCUCGGGCGAAUGAUCCAGUCUGGGGAGGACCCAUUGUACAUUGCACGUCGCCUAAUUGUCGUCGCAUCGGAGGACAUUGGUCUGGCGGAUAACAGCAUGCUGACACUCGCCAUUUCCACUCACAGUGCUGUUGAGAAGGUCGGUCUACCUGAAGCUCGAAUCAACCUGGCACACGCCACUGUUGCCAUGUCGCUGUCACCAAAGAGUACACGGGCAUACCGGGGCCUCAACAACGCGUAUGCAGCUUUGGCAGAGCCAGGAACCGCAAGUUUGCCAAUCCCACUACACCUGCGCAAUGCCCCCACCAGGCUGAUGAAGGAGCUCGGGUACGGUCGAGAGUACAAAUACAACCCAAACUAUAAAGACGGCAAAGUUGUGCAAGAAUACUUGCCCGAGAAGAUACAGAGGCUGAAAUUUCUCGAGGACCAUGACUUGGGCCAUUUAGAAGACCCAGAAUUGUUCUCAUGA